AUGGCAAUUGCAAAUAUAAAUGAAUGUGAAAAUAACCCUUGUGUUGGUGGUAGAUGUAUCAACAGUAACGGAUCAUUUUCAUGUUCCUGCCAAAACAAGACAGAACUUUUAGAAGAUAAAAAAACUUGCAGAGCUUGCCAAUACGGCUUCUAUGGCCCCAACUGUGCUGAAAAUUGUACCUGCAACACUACCAACACCAAACCACAAAUCUGUUUUAUUGAAAAUGGAAUCUGUGAUUGUUUAAAUGGCUGGACUGGUGAUGACUGUAGUACUGAUGUUGAUGAGUGUAGUACAAAUGAUGUUGUAUGUCCAAUCAAUGCAGAGUGUGUCAAUGCCCCUGGUUCUUACAGAUGUGUCUCAUGUGAUGAGAACCACUAUGGCCAGGACUGUAAGAAGAUUUGUACAUGUGUAAAAGACAACAGCAAUAACUGCGAUGCUGCCAAUGGAACUUGCACAUGUAAACCAGGCUGGACUGGCUCUAACUGUGAAACAGAUAUAGACGAGUGUUUGAACAACAGCUACUGCCCAGAUAUACAUGAUAGUUGUUUUAAUUUAAAUGGUUCUGUAGAGUGUAGAUGUCAUCAAGGAUAUCAGAGAAUUGGUGGAUCUGACUGCCAAGAUAUAGAUGAAUGCUUUGAUCCCACCUACUCUUGUGAUGAGACAAAACAAUGCAUAAACGCACAAGGCUCAUUUGAUUGUGUAUGUAAACAAGGUUAUCUGUAUGUCAACAGUACUGUUCCCUGUAAAGUGAAUUUUCAAAGCUUUUCAAUGCAGCUAAGACUGAAUAUUGUACCAGACCCUAAUGUUUUUAUUUACAACACAAAACAGUUCAUCUCUCUAAAAUUCAGCAUUGAAGAUAGUCUAAACAAGUUAGGUGGAGAUAAAGUGGGAAAAGAAUUUCUUCCAUUUGUCAUUUCAAAGUUUACAAAUGGCUCUAUCAUAGUUCAUACAGCCAUUGUGGUAGACAUGACUUAUACCAGCACUCCUGCAUAUUCUGCAUCAAAGUUUGCCAUCAGUUUAAAAAAUAAUCAAAAUAUAACUGUUGGUUCUGAUAUAGUAGAAAUCAUGAAUAUUUUAAUCCAAAAUCAACCAAUUCCAGACAAGACUUGUGACCUGUACACACAGCUCACACAAGCUUGUUUAUCCAGUGAUAAUUGUUAUAAGAAUCCUCAGAAUCUUACAGAGUGUCCAACAAUUAUAAAUGAUACAGACAGAUUGCCCUUAAUUCUGGGACUUUCAAUUGGGAUUGGUUUGUUUAUUAUCAUCAUUGUGGUUAUUGGUGUGUUUGCUUUUGCUCAUCAAAAGAAUUUAAGCAAAUAUCAUCUAUAUUCAAAGCCUCUCAAUGAUAAUAAAAAGCAUACAAAAGAAGAAACAAGUUAUCAAUCCUUUGAACUACCUCCUGUCAUGGAAAGUGAUCCAGCCGCUGAAUGCUUAAAGUAUAAUCCAGUUCUUUCUCCUUUUAGUGAAGCUAUAUAUAAUGAAAACAUGAUGUACUGAAAUACUCAAAAUUUCAUAUUUAUUUAAGUAUUUAAUGUUUUCAAAAAAUAUUGUACUACCUGCAUUAAUAAAUAAUAAGUAGGCUUACAUUUUUAAAAACUGAUAAACACAUUGAAUUGAUGGCUAGCAAUUAUGAAUAUUAUAGAUAAAUAUAGGAUUCAUUUGGACUGUAUUUAGCAAUUCAUUGUUAGACUUUGUAAAAAGUAUUUGCAGUUAGACUAUUUAUCGUAAAAUUGUUUAAAAAUUGAUACAUAUGAUUUUGCUUAACCUACAUAUUGAACAUACAACAGCUC
This is a messenger RNA of Physella acuta, 1790 nucleotides long. Its product is annotated as protein delta homolog 1-like. The record is from RefSeq and is a predicted model, not a curated record. Gene Ontology annotation, cellular component: membrane. Lineage: Eukaryota; Metazoa; Mollusca; Gastropoda; Physidae. Gene Ontology annotation, molecular function: calcium ion binding. Gene Ontology annotation, biological process: cell communication.